AUGUAUAACUACGCGCCCAAUCCAAACACGCCCACCCAAUUCUUGGUCGACACAACUCUGGCUGGCUUGGCUGCUGCUCAGUGGUAUCCUCCUGCCGGAUACAGCACAAGCUUCACCAGCCAGUUGGCUGGUCUCUUCGCACCAAACUACCUUGGCUACCAACAACUGGCUUCCUACGACACUAGUGCAUGUGCUGCUUACUGCAAUGCUCGCUCUGAUUGCAACGCUUUCAACAUCUACAUCCAGCGUACGCCUACUUUCAUUCCUGAUGACUCUUGUCCCAAUCCUACCGCCGGUGCCUCCAUUACCUGCGCACUUUAUGGUGGUGCCGUGGAUGCCUCGCAAGCUACCAAUAUCGGCCAGUACCGCAAGGACUUCAUGGUUGUUAUCCAAGGCUCUAACGGCUACAACCUCAACCCUGUACCAGCGUCGGUCUCUUCUUUCCAGGGCCCUACUGCUCUCAGUGGAGUUGCUUACAGCUCCAAUAUCUACCUGGGUCAGAAGUACUUCUCCACGUAUGAUGUCAGUCAGUGUAGUACUUUGUGUAACACGUACACUGCGAACAACAAGUCACAGAACGCCCAGUCUUCAACAUACACUCCUUGCAACUAUUUCAAUGUCUUCAACCUCACUCUGAAUGGACAAACUCAAUUGAUGGGAUGUUAUCUAUUCAGUACGGCCAAUGCAUCAAAUUACGCCACCUACAGAACAGCACAGGACUCCAGCGGCACAGUAUAUAACUUGACCAACUCCUACGGCUAUGCGCUC
Molecule: messenger RNA, 768 nt
Organism: Aureobasidium melanogenum CBS 110374
Lineage: Eukaryota; Fungi; Ascomycota; Dothideomycetes; Dothideales; Saccotheciaceae
Exons: 1
Source: RefSeq, a predicted model, not a curated record